AUGAAGUUGCUUAUAGUGAUCGCAAUCUGCCUUAUCGGAGCGACCAUGCUCCGGGCAUCGCCCCUGAAAAGGAGCACCCCCCGUGCCCUCGUAACGAGCCGCGAGGACGUGGUGACCAAACGCGAGGACGUUAUGAUGAACCGCGAGGACGCGGUGACGGCCGAACCGAGCAAGGAAAAACCACAGUACCUGAUCCGGGUGAUGCCGAAGGACGAAGAGCUGGACGAACUGUCAAAGUUGGUGGAUUUUUUCGCGAUUGGGGAGACCGGCUCGCCCAGCGAAUCAACCGGCUCUCCCCACACGACAUCCUACGGUACUUAUAGUCCGUCCCGGGACGAUCUGACCGAGCCACUGCUGCCGCCACCGGUGGAGCAAAGCGAACCGAACUACUACGCGGCCAAGCCGAAGAAAUCCAAGAGCAAGAAGUACAUCCCGACGCAGAAACUGAUCAACCUGAAGAAUGCCGGUGACGGUGUUGAGAAGGCCGCCAACGAAAAGUCUCGCCAGGGAAAGGAGGCCCGGGAGGCGAGCGACGAGGACACGUUCUUCCUCGAUGCGAUCGAUCUCGACAAGCUGCUGGCCAGUGCGUUGCUGGGUGAGGGUGACGCCCGGGCUGAGGCCACCGGCGUGUCGAGCCGCUCGUAUUUGCCCCUGCGCUAUGACGAGCUGAAUCACGGCGAGUUUGUGCCGAGCCGGAACCGGCGGGUGGACCAGUACACGCGACGUGUCGCCGGCGAGGAUGAAGGUGCUAGAAUCGAUUUUCAAAUGCAUGGCCACAAUGGUCCGAACAGCUACAAGUUUGGCUAUGACACGGGUGAAGGGAAGAAUCGUCAGUUUCACGUAGAAGAGCGCGACAAUAAGGGUAACGUGCGGGGCCGUUACGGUUACUACAUGCGGUCCGGGAAGUUUCGCAUCGUCAACUACAGCUCCUCGCCGGAAACGGGCUUCAGGAUAGAGCCGUAG
Molecule: messenger RNA, 963 nt
Organism: Anopheles coustani
Lineage: Eukaryota; Metazoa; Arthropoda; Insecta; Diptera; Culicidae
Exons: 3
Coding region: 1-963 (320 amino acids)
Cellular component (GO): chitin-based extracellular matrix
Molecular function (GO): structural constituent of chitin-based larval cuticle
Source: RefSeq, a predicted model, not a curated record